AUGAGGUUCCUCAAGACGCCUUUCAAGAUGACUUCAAUGGGAAAUCAUAUCCCAUUAACAUCAAGAUUGAGUUGUGAGUCCUAUGUUCUGGAGGAAUAUAAAUUCCACAUAGAGAACAAAGUUCAUCAGGGUAGAGCCAAUGAGGGAUCAACGACGAUAAAUGGUAGGAGUAUGGAUGGAGGUAAGGAUGAAAAUUUGUUGAGUGAUGUUGGAGGAAAAAGCGAUGGGUAUGACAGUCUUAGAGACGACUUUGAGAUUUUAGGUUUGAAGGAGUGA
Molecule: messenger RNA, 276 nt
Organism: Ilex paraguariensis (yerba mate)
Lineage: Eukaryota; Viridiplantae; Streptophyta; Magnoliopsida; Aquifoliales; Aquifoliaceae
Source: the annotation of a GenBank genome assembly